AUGACGGAUACUCGACCGAAACGAUCAAGUGCAGUUGAUAAAGAUUACAGAGAGCGAAAAAAACAUAGGGCGAAAGUCAAUGAAAAGCCUGCAAAACCCGAGAUUACAACAGAUGGCUCGAACGAACCACCACAAUACGAAAUAAUCGAACAACUUUAUAAAGAUUUAAUAGCACUGAAAGAUCCUGAUGAGGAUUACGAACUUUGUGCACUGUUCAUGGAGCUACCUUCGCGUGAAGAAUACCCUGAUUAUUAUGAGACGAUUAAGCAACCUAUUUCUUUAGAAGAAAUGAAGAAAAAAAUCGAUGCUAAACAAUAUAAAUACUUAUCACAGUUCAAAAGUGACCUGACUCAAAUGGUAACUAAUGCUAAGAAAUACAAUAUCAAAGAAUCUCAAGUUUAUGAAGAUGCUACAAAGAUUCAUAAAUUUGUGAAAAAAUGGCAAGCACCAAAAGCGAAAGCUUUGUUAAAAUUGCCUGGAGGAGCAUUCACUGGGUCAGGCGGAGUGGAAGCAUCAUCGCCAUCUUCAUCAGCAGCAGCUAGUUCGCUAACACCUACGAGGAUCAAAGCAAUCAAAUUACGAGCAGUAGAAAAGGAGAAACCUGAUGUCAAUAUGAAAGAAUUGAUGCAGGCGAUUUAUAAGAAGGAGACCAAGAAAGCACUAGAGCUUAUCAAUGCAGCCGACAAAAAUAUAAAUCCUAAUGAACUCAUAUCGGUUGAAAUGUUUAAUGAUAGUUUUACAUGGUCACCUCUCCACGCAGCCGCCUAUUAUGGAGAUAUCAAAGUCAUUGAUGCUUUGAUGGCAAAAGGCGCAAAUAUCGAAAUAAAUGACACAUGGUACUCCGCAACACCUCUUAGUUGGGCAGCUUAUAAUGAUAAAGAUAAAGUAUGUCGACUUUUAAUAGAAAAAUAUAAUGCCGACAGAAAUGCAGAAAAUAGCCAUGGGCAAGUGCCUUUCGAUGUAGUUUCAGAUCAAGACGAUAGUCGAUGGGAUGGUAUAUUCAAAAAUGUAGAUCCAAAACAACAGCCUUCUACAGCACGCUUAACAAGUACAACAACAUCAGCAGCAUCUGCUCGUCGUCUAUCGCCGCCGCAGAUCCGAUUACAAGCUAAUCCACAGUUCCGCCAACAAGUGCCUUCGGCACAAAAACAGCAGCAGGUACCAUUUAUUCCUCAAGGACCACAACCACAACAGAUCAUACCUUCUCCUCAAGCAGCAAUUCAAUCACAAAUACCACCCGCACGACUUCAAAUGAGAUCAGGAACUCAACAAAUGUUUCAGUCUAAUACACCAAGCGGUGCACCAGGAGAAACACAGGUUGUACGAAAGAGACGAGGAAGGCCACCUAAAGAAGAGUCAGAAGCUGCUAGUCAAAGACCUACGAGAGAAAUCGAUCUCAACACAAUCGAUCCUGUCGAUAUAGAAGUCGAGUUGUUCAAUUGCAUUCGAACACACACUGACAAUGUGAAUCGUCUGUAUUCCGAGGAGUUUGAAGAGUUGCCUGAUCGAAGACAGUUCCCAGAUUACUACAGAGAGAUUAAGGAGCCAGUAUCUUUAAGCAUAGUUGCACAUAAAAUGCAAACAAGAGCAUACGUGGAUUUGAAUGCUUGGAAAAGGGAUAUGGUUCAUGUUUUUGAAAAUGCUAUGAAUUAUAAUGAGCCAGGAUCACGUAUACAUCGUGAUGCAAAAUUGCUUUUACGUUUAUUACAUCGGUUGCAAGAUCGAAUCCUUGGAAGAAUGGGUGUCCCUAUUAGUCAAGAAGCGGCCGUGAUGAGCAUGAACCUAUCCAGCAGACCUUUCGACCCGGAAGCGUUAAAUGAGGAAAGGCGAAAAACGAAACGUUAUUUGACAAAAACCAGACAUUAUAGCACAGAACCAGAACAACGCCAGCAUCACCAUAUGGCCCAACAUCGUCCAUCACAACGUCAGCCACAAUUAACUGCUGCUUUAUCCUCUGUACCACAACAACAGGUACCAAAUACUAUUAUACUUCAACAACAGCAGCAACAACAACCUCAACUACAGCGUCCACCGUUUGUUGUUACACCGCCUUCGAUGCUGCCUCCUGUUCCAGGCCCACCGAUGCAUAUUGGCCCACCUGUUCCUCAUAUGCCACCUCCGGUUAUGGUAGGCCACCCCCAUCAACCCUCACCCUUUCAACCUCAGCCUUCUAUGAUGAUGCAGCCGCCCAUGCCAACGCCUCAACAAAUGGCCUUUGAUAUGAAUGGCCAAUUCAUGCCUCCUCCUCAACAGCCAAGAUCGCCUUCAGCAUUUACUCCUUACCCUUCCGAUAUGAGAACGACAAACAGUCCAGCUUCUCAGGGCUCACCUUUACCUAAGGCCUCUAAGGACUUUUAUGCUCUCUGUCAAGAUGGUUCAAAUAAUAUAUUUAUUCACGAACUGAAGAUCACUUCACCUAAUAACAACUCUAUUCAAAUCUCUGUCGAUGGCGAAUAUCCAAAUCACAGCGUGUCAGUGCCUUCCGAUGUCGAUACACUUAUUAUCCAACCUGAACUAGAUCGAGCUCUGAGGGCCGAGGAACAACGAUUGAGUAUUACUAUUUUGCAGAAUAAUGUUAAAUUAAACACACCUACUUUAAACGAGUGGCAAUCUAUUCCGUUGAGCAAAGGAACGAAUAUAUUGAAAAUUAACUUGACAGCAAAUUGUACACGACCCGAUUCACCUAUGCCUGAAUUCAUAACAAAGACAUAUCAUUUAUUUGUUACCAAAGUGUGGUAA
Molecule: messenger RNA, 2739 nt
Organism: Mycotypha africana
Lineage: Eukaryota; Fungi; Mucoromycota; Mucoromycetes; Mucorales; Mycotyphaceae
Exons: 8
Coding region: 1-2739 (912 amino acids)
Biological process (GO): chromatin remodeling
Cellular component (GO): RSC-type complex
Molecular function (GO): protein binding
Source: RefSeq, a predicted model, not a curated record